This is a messenger RNA of Polypterus senegalus (gray bichir), 6207 nucleotides long. It is a transcript of the gene ikbke, whose product is annotated as inhibitor of nuclear factor kappa B kinase subunit epsilon. The record is from RefSeq and is a predicted model, not a curated record. Gene Ontology annotation, biological process: peptidyl-serine phosphorylation. Lineage: Eukaryota; Metazoa; Chordata; Cladistia; Polypteriformes; Polypteridae. Gene Ontology annotation, cellular component: cytoplasm. Gene Ontology annotation, molecular function: protein serine/threonine kinase activity; ATP binding. Bases 151 to 2346 code for a protein of 731 amino acids. The transcript has 22 exons.
GACUGAAAGUUAUUUUCUCAGUUCCUGUCUUCUGUUAACAAGAUCCCCGUCUCCAAUAGAGGUUCGCUCAGGGCCUCUGAAAAGAAAACGAAGCAGGAGAUGAUCGGAGUCCGGAAAGCUCCUGUAUAGCGCAGGUAGAGUGUAAGUGAGAUGGCUGUCCGAGAGAAAAUUUUGCUGAGUACAGCUAGUUACCUGUGGUCACUUGAUGAUGUUCUUGGUCAAGGAGCAACUGCAACGGUCUAUAAAGCCAGGAACAAGAAAUCGGGGGAGCUGGUAGCGGUAAAAGUGUUCAACCCAGUUAGUUACCUGCGGCCUUAUGAAGUCCAAAUGAGGGAGUUUGAAAUGCUUCGUAAACUGAAUCACAUCAAUAUUGUGAAGCUUUUCACACUGGAGGAGGUGACACAUGUCAAUACAAAGCAGAAAGUUCUUGUAAUGGAGUUCUGUUCUGGCGGCAGUCUGCUCAACCUUCUAGAGGACCCAGAGAAUAUGUAUGGCCUGUCAGAGUCAGAGUUCCUUAUUGUGCUGCAGUGUGUAGUGGCAGGCAUGAACCACCUGAGGCAUAAUGGAGUUGUUCACAGGGAUAUCAAGCCAGGCAACAUCAUGCGAGUGGUCGGAGAAGACAAGCAAUCCAUCUACAAGCUGACUGACUUUGGAGCAGCCCGAGAGCUGGAGGAUGGUGAGAAGUUCCUCUCCUUGUAUGGAACUGAGGAGUAUCUGCAUCCUGACAUGUAUGAGCGUGCAGUGCUUAGGAAACCCCAGCAUAAGGCUUACGGAGCCACUGUGGAUCUUUGGAGCAUUGGCGUGACAUUCUAUCAUGCAGCUACAGGAAGUCUUCCCUUUAUUCCUUUUGGUGGGCCACGCAAGAACAAGCAACUCAUGCAUAAGAUAACUACAGAGAAGCCACCUGGAUCAAUAUCCGGCAUACAGAGAUCAGAGGAUGGACCAAUUGAGUGGGGCUAUGAAUUUCCAGUCACCUGUCAGAUGUCCCAAGGUUUGAAGAGCCAGCUUGUGCCAGUCUUAGCCAAUGUCUUGGAAGUUAACCAAGAGAAGUGCUGGGGUUUUGACCAGUUCUUUGCAGAGACAACUGACAUCAUUCACAGAGUAGUAGUCAAUGUAUUUUUUGUCUAUCAGGCUACCUCCCAUCGGAUAUACAUCCAAGCGUACAACACGGUUUCAAUCUUUAUGGAUGAAGUUUUUGCACAGACAAAAGUGCGACCCCAGAGCCAGCAUUACCUGUUUGAAGGACACCCCCUUCUGCUAGAUUCAUCUAUGAAAGUGGACAGCUUACCACCAACAGCCUCUGACAAGCCACUGUUUUUGUAUAGCUGGGAGUACGAAAGGCCCACUGGAGUUCUUUAUCGUGAACCGGAGAUACCAUUAUUCCCACCCAAGUAUGAUGUGGUUGCAGAUUACAGUUUAUCCAAGAACAUUGUCGGAGCUGUGCAUCAGUACUUGAGGAUUGCCCACUUCUUACAGAGUUGCCAAGAACUGACACUACGUGGUUGCUAUUGGCUGGCAGAACAGCUUAAGGUGGACUACAACAUAAUUCUCCAGAAAACACACAUGUUCACUUUCCAGCUGUUACUCUGCAGAAACUCAGAAGAUCGUCUCUAUAAGCUGUUUGAAAAUGCUGAGGACUUUAGUGCCCCAAAAUGUAAAGAUUCACCUGAACAGAAGAGGAAGUUGCAAGUGCUUCAAGAAACCCUCUGUGGAUUGACAGACUCCGUUCAUAAUUCUCAGAACAAGCUGGAACGUCUCAGAGUAGAGUGGUCCAAGCAUUCCGCUUUCUUAGCAGAAGAUAAAACCUGCCAGAAAUUGGAGUAUUUACUUGAGAAGAUAUCUUCUGUCUACCAUCAGUACCGUAAGGACAGAAUGAUAGCUAAACUGGCUUACAAUGAUGAGCAAAUACAUAAAUUUGAAAAAAUCAAUUUAUCAGUAUACAGCAAGAAAGUGAAGCUUCUGUUUAGGGAAGAUUGUCUGCAGAAGUAUCAGUCCCUCCUGACGUCUGCUGCCUCCUGGACGAGUGUGCUGUUUGAGAUGAAGAAUCAAAUGAUUGAGUUCACCAAACAUUUCCAGGGGCUACUAGGAGACUUGGAAAAAUGGGAAGAAUACUUUCAAAAGGAAUUAGAAACAAAUCUCAGGAAUUUGCAAAAAAGUGCCAACCAGCCCAAGGAAUCUGCUUCAAGCCUGGAAGAUGCAAGCAUACAAAUGGCCCUCAGAAUCAAACAUCUGAAGGAUGAUAUGGAAGUUAUUGCACGAGAGCUACAGCAAAAUAACAGAAUUAUCGAAAGGUUUCAAGACCCGACUUAUACCUUUGGAGCUCUGACUGUCGGUUCAGGCAUCUGAAGACUGGAAAGAUUUACUGUAUGUGGAAUUCAUUUUUUCCGUUAAUUCUCAAGUACUGUCUAGGAGACACACUGCACUUUGACUGUAGUUUGAACAAGUGAACUCAGAAACAGUACAUUCACCCUAUAAAACUGUGCUCUCUGAAAUAAGUAACUGUAAAUAGGAAAAACGUUUGUUUACGAGAUCCAUUUCAUGCUAGAACGCUUUUCCAAUCUGUGCUUGUGCCUCAGGUUCUUUUAAUUUGUAGUUGUGAGCACACGUUUACAGUAGCUCUGUGGAGCUCCAGUAAUUUAUUAGACCUUGUAAUAAGGAUUGUUAUAAUUCCUUAAGAGAAUUUUACAGUUCUAAGUUGAUUCUGAAAGAAUUUGCACUUAUGUGAGAAUUUAAAAUACUGUAACUUGUACAGCUUUGGACUAUUAAUAUUUUAUAGACCUUACUGAACAGUUUAUGGUAAUUUUGUUAGACAUUUACAUACAUACAUUAUAAUAAGUCUUGAUAUAAAUGUCAAACUGGAUUAGGUUUUAAUACUUUAGGGCAUAUUCCUAUUUUCACUGUGGUUCUUUAACCGAUGAAUCUAUCAAAGUGUUUUGAAAUAUUGUUUUAAAUUUUACUAGAAAACACAUGUUCAAAGGCUGCAGUCCUAUUGGAUAUUAUACUUACUUAUUAUUGUUGUAAUUCUUACAAUGCCUUGAAUAUGAACCUUUUUAUUUAAUCAAGAAAUUAUAAUUUUAAAUGUUUUUCAGAAGCAUGUGUAGUCUUAUCAUAAUAAGAAUUUUUUUUUUUGUUUUUAUUUUUAAACCUUUAAAAAAAAUACUGUAAAGAAUUUAUUAUAAAUCUUCUAGUGGCCUUAGAGUAGACAUUUGAAGCCAUGCUUUGUUUGGUUACUAAAUUUAUGGAUGCUUGACUGCAUCAGUUAAAACCUUAUCAGAAGAGAAUAGUAAACAGACGUGUGCAUUAUGUUAAGAUGUUUCGUCGUAACAGAUUUCAUGUUUGAAAUUCAUCCCUGUAUAGUGUGUGUAUGUAAUUGUACUUCUGUGUGUCUGUCUGUGUGUAUAACACAACUGGAAACUAUGGGUCUGUGUGCUUUAAAUGAUUAACUAACAAAAAUGUAGGAUUAACCCCCCUCUGCAUGGAGGUUGACUGCAUGUUUGCAGAAGCCUUCUGCUUAUCUGCUGUUUGCUUAGUGUGUUGUGUUGUUUUGGAGUGGAAGGUCAGUGGCCAUGUUGGAUGCUGCUGAUAAAUAAAAGAAAACUCUCCCUGUUCAAGAGUGCUGUACCAUUAACCCAGUAACAAAUCCCAAUGUGUUUUAAGAGGACUACUGCCACUAGAGGGCACUCUUUGUCUACAAAUCCACAGUGACACUGGUCUGCAAAAUGCAACUCAUACCUACAAAUUGGUUUCAUUGUGAAUAGUUAUUUGCAUUCCUGCCCGCAAUUACAAAAAAUAAUUUGAAUAUUUCCAUCAGGUCACAUUUAAGUAUAAAAUUAAUGAAUUACACUAUGUAUGCAAUACUGCUGUAAUUCCAUUUACUGUGAAAAUAUUUGGUCAAUCUAAUAUGUUUAAACAUAUAUAAAGUAAACAGUAUCACAUUUUCAUUGACAUGCAUAUAACUUCUCUUGUUUUUGUCACUUCUUGUUUGGUGUACCCCUGUGAAUCAUUCAGUAGCAGUCCAUCAUCAAAAUGACUUCUCAGCCCCACUCACCUUUCCAUGUCCUUGAUAUCCAGAUGAAAUCUUUCACUCUGCUCUUCACUCACUGCUCCAAGAUUUUCCGGGAAGCAAGCAUAGUAAACUUUUAGGCACAUGUUGCAACCCAAUUCCUUAAAAAUAACUAAUACAUUUUUCACGAAUGUAUAUAUAAUUUGCAUCUUUAUUGUUACUUAAAGACUUUCAAAUUACUUCUUUGAGUGAUACCCAAGCCUCUUGUUGCACCAUCAAAUGCUGCUUUAGAGACUGUUUUUGUAAUAUCGGGCAAACACUGAAACUUUCAAUGUCAAACAGACACCAUCUUUUGACGAGACUUUGACAAACUGCCUCAUUAAACCAAGCUUAAUAUGAGAUGCUGGUAGCAGCACUUUAUCUGGAUGCACCAAGCUGGGUCUGGUGACAUUUUUUUUUUUUUGUUUCUAGCUGGCCAUUCUUUCUGAACCCAAAUGUACAUUCUGGGUCACAGAGUCACACCAGGCCUAUUCAGAGUCGCCUGUCAGCCCAUAAUACUCUUAAUAAUGUGUUGUAUGUGACAGUGUCCAUUAUGAAAGGAAGGAUACAUCAGAUGAAGGUGAUAUGCGCUAUAUAUUUGUUAUGGACGCUACUAGGCAUUCUGGAGCAGAUAAACACCAUUCAAAACAUUCAGACAUGGUGUUUGCCUUGACAGCUGAUUCACUCAGUAAGAUGCAGAGAAGUUUCAGGUCUCCACAUAUAAACCAACAGUGCUCACUGUAGUUAAUAACUUUUGUUUCGAAAAAAAAUAAAUUCUAAACCAAAGAUUUUACUAUUAGAAUAUAUUAUAUUGUAAUAAAUGUUCAUUAAAAUAAAAUAUUGGUAAUCGAUUAUCAUCUGAAAACAAUACAAAAAUCGUGUAACUGACACCUCAGUUGUGUUUUGUGACAAAAUGUUACGUGAUGGAGAAAAUUUUUUUUUUUCAUUUUUUAAUUCAGCAGCCAUAAAUAUUUAAAAAUCACCUGAAAUAAUCAAAACAAUUUUUUCAGUAUAUUCCUUUGUGACUUUAGGACAAAGGUAAAGGUAAUGGUAGUUAUCUUUCUAGAAUAACACAGCAUGUUUUACCCCAGUGGCCGUGAGCCGAUUACCUUUUCCUUUUCACAUGCUCUGUAUUGGCAGAUACCGGCGGAUGGUGUUUGGUGUGUGCUUACCUCAUUAGUGCCCAUCAUCACUGGGGGCCUUCUUAGAAAAUAUAAACUCAUUUCUUAGGUUAAACUUGUAUUUUGUCAAACUGUAAGCAGACGUCUGCGGCCAUAGCAUAUAAAACAAUUCAGCAAUAUAUUAAUAUUCAAUGUUAUUUAUGCUUAAUUACAAUAUGUUUUUGUAAUCAUGUUCUUUAAUGUUUGAAUGUUUUCUCGGUGAAAAUAUGCACUGUUGGUCUUUCUAGCUGAAAUUUUAUUUAAUACAAUUAAUUAUGCAGUUUACCACACAACCAUAUUUAGAAAUGGAGUGCAAAAAUGACACUCGACAGUCUCUAGGGGCAAUGUUGGCAUGUCCACAUGGUCACAUUUCAUGUUGGUUGGAGUUGAAAAUGCUGCUGAUAAUCAGAACUCCGAGUCUUUAAUGAUGAAAUAUGCACUUAAUGUUGAUUUUAAUAAGUGAAGACAAGAUGGGCAUUGUGAUAUACAACUCUGUUUCCAAACAAAAGUUAGGACGAAGAGACCCUGAACUAUUGAGCAGCUGACAUAUUAUAUCAAGCAAAAAUGGGACAACAUUUCACAUUCAAAAUUACAGCAACUGGUUUCCAAAAUCCACAAAUGUUGACAGAGUGUUUUUAAAAGAAGCCGUGAUGUAAUUCAGUGGUAAACAGGCCUCUGUCCCAACUUUUUUAGAAUAUGUUGCUAGCAUCAAAUUCAAAAUGAGCAUAUAUUUUAAAAAAAAAAAAGUUAAAUUGAUUAGUUUCAACAUUUGACUUGUUAUUGUACUAUUUUCAAUUAAAUAUAGGGUUUACAUGAUUUGCAAGUCAUCACAUUCUGUUUUUAUUUGCAUUUUAGAAGCCUGCCAAAUUCUACUUUAAAAAAUAAUCAUAUAUAUAUAUAUAUUAAUUAGACAUAUUUGAGUUGACCAUCAAAGCUGUCUGGAUGGUCUCUUAGUCUUAUGUCACUGUGCGAUUACCCAUCAGACAAAAUAUUUUUGGUACAAUA